Molecule: messenger RNA, 4169 nt
Organism: Pipistrellus kuhlii (Kuhl's pipistrelle)
Lineage: Eukaryota; Metazoa; Chordata; Mammalia; Chiroptera; Vespertilionidae
Gene: ZNF25
Product: zinc finger protein 25
Exons: 5
Coding region: 787-2130 (447 amino acids)
Biological process (GO): central nervous system development; regulation of transcription by RNA polymerase II
Cellular component (GO): nucleus
Molecular function (GO): DNA-binding transcription activator activity, RNA polymerase II-specific; RNA polymerase II cis-regulatory region sequence-specific DNA binding
Source: RefSeq, a predicted model, not a curated record
GGGUCAAGACUUACAGAAUCAGAACAGUACAUGGAGGGUUGUUCAAAAUUAUCUGCUUCUCCUUCACGUUAAAGAUAAUGGCGUUGAAAAUAAGGCAGUCCCUGGGUUUGUUAAUAGCAGAGCCCAGCGUGGGCCAGAACCUCCAGGUCCGCUACAGUUAAGUCAGCACAAGGUUCUUGGAGAAGUGAUUUUUAAGAAACUGCAAUUUAGGGAGAAGAAACAUCUUAUUUUUGAGACCCUUUGAAGACUUUCUGAACUUGUGGGGUUUAUAGUAGUAAUAGAAAAAAAAUCGUUAUGACCUGUAAUGUAAACACUUUUCCAUAUCAAAUAUUUCCUUCAUCGUCAUUUGUAAUACCAACACAGGGGUCCAUGCUUUGGAUAUAUAUUAUGCACCUUGCUUAGCUAAUCUAAUAUUGGAUGUUUAUGUUUUCAAUUCUUUUGUGGUAUUUGGUAAAUAGACACAUGAUUUUCAAAGCAGUCAGUAGGAAAGAAAUGUUUAAAUUCACUCGAAAAUGUCCCAAGGUUAUCAAGAUUUUUUUCAGAGUCACCAGUGGACAGAUGGGUAUUCCUUUAUCAUGGCCCCUCCUAUUCCUUUUCAUGGUUCCAAGGAAUGUUUUCCAGAGGCUUACUUUUUACUAAACUGUUGUCUGGAAACUUCUGACAGGUCAUUCCUGAGCUGCAAGAUAUGUCUCAUGACUUCUGUCUUACAACAUUCCUUAUUCUGGCUGCCUAGUUUUUGUCCCUUCCCUAAAGCAGCCAAAAAUGGACAAACCCCAGAGCUGAAAUAUGUUGUUACAGGGAUCAGUAACAUUCAAGGAUGUCAUUGUGGAAUUCACCAAGGAGGAGUGGAAAUUACUGGACGAAGGACAGAAGGCCCUGUACAAGGAAGUGAUGCGGGAGAACUACCGUCACCUCGUCGCAGUGGGUUAUUUUGUGAAUAAGUCAAAUGCAGUUUUGAAGUUGAAGCAAGGAAAGGAGCCAUGGAUAUUAGAAGUAGAGUUUCCGCUUCAGAACUACACUGACCUAUGGAAGAUUCAUGAGUCAGAAGAAAGACACCAGGAAAGCAAAGCUGAAAAGUCAAGGACUGGAGAACCCACAAAUCAAAAGACGCAUACCAAAGAGAAAACCUAUAAAUGCAAUGAAUGUGGGAAGUCCUUCUACCAGCAGUCUAUCCUUACAGUACAUCAGAAUACUCACUCAAAGGACAAACCCAAUGAAGAUGGGCAAUCCGUCCCUAGGAAUGAAGACCUCACAAGACAUGAGAAGACUAACACCAGAGAGAAAGCUUAUGAAUGUCAAGAAUGUAAGAAAACUUUCUACCACCUGUCAUCUCUCAGUAGACAUUUGAGAACUCAUGCAGGGGAGAAACCCUAUGAAUGUGAUCAGUGUGGGAAGUCCUUCUAUCAGAAGCCACACCUCACAGAACAUAAGAAAACACACACAGGAGAGAAACCCUAUGAAUGUACUGAAUGUGGGAAGUUCUUCUAUGUUAAGGCAUACCUAAUGGUACAUCAAAAAACACACACAGGGGAGAAACCAUUUCAAUGUAAGGAAUGCGGAAAACACUUUUCCCAGAAAUCACACCUUACAGUACAUCAAAGAUCACACACAGGGGAAAAACCUUAUAAAUGUAAGGAAUGUGGGAAAUUAUUUUCUAGAAACACACAUCUCAAAACUCAUCAGAGAACUCAUACUGGGGAGAAACCCUAUAAAUGUACUGAAUGUGGGAAAUGCUUCUACCAGAAGUCAGCCCUCACAGUGCAUCAGCGAACUCACACAGGAGAGAAACCCUUUGAGUGUAAUAAAUGUGGAAAACACUUUUACUAUAAAUCUGACCUUACUAAACAUCAAAGGAAACACACAGGGGAGAAGCCCUACAAAUGUGAUGAAUGUGGUAAAUCUUUCUCUGUGAAUUCAGUCCUGCGGUUACAUCAAAGAACUCACACUGGAGAGAAACCUUAUGAAUGUAAGGAAUGUGGGAAACUAUUCUCUCAGAAGUCACAUUUUAUCAUACACCAGAGAAAACACACAGGGGAGAAACCAUAUGAAUGUCAAGAGUGUAAGAAAUCUUUUAUCCAGAAGUCAGAACUCACUGCACAUCAAAAGAUACACAGACCGAGAAAGAGCUAAUAAAUAGUAUAAAUUGGGAACUUCUGGCAGAGUGUACCGUUAAGAAUAAUGAGAUAAUUUACACAAGACAAAAACUUUAGGUAUACCAUCAAUAUGGGGAACUUUAGCCACAAUCCUUCACAGACAGGAAAUACAGAGAGAAAUUCUACAAGUGAAAAUUUUACCAUAUGUCAGACUUGACUAAAUGUCAGACAACAUAGAUGACAGAAACACUGCAAAACAUGAGGGAACCUUUGAGAAGCCAGACUUUAUUGUACAACAUAUGAAUCACACAGAAGAGAAGUCCUGUAAGUAAAAUGAAUGUCAGGAAAUUUUCUGUUAGGGCAGCCAUCACCAGACAUCCAAAAGCUCACAUGAGAGACUCCUGUCAGAUUCCUGAUCAUUCAGAAGUCUUUUUACCCCAGUUAAACUCAGAGAGGCUGACUGCAAAGAUGGAAACAGAGACAGAAACUUCUAUCAAAAGUGAUGUUUCAGCAAAUGUCGAAUUAUUGAUACUGGGAUAGAACCUCUAAAUAUAUGAAAGCUUUACAAGAAAAUUCAAAGAGAAACUAUAGGGAGGGAAAUAGUGGUACCAGAAGUCAUGUCACAGAGAUUUGACUAUAAGGUGUGUGUGUGUGUGUGUGUGUGUUUGUGUGUGUGUGUGUUUAGAAAACUACAACUGUCUCAAUAUAUUAAGGUUUUGAAAAGUACAAAUAAAUUGAAUAAUCAGGCAACAUCAUUAAACACAGCUAGAGUCCUGAAGUAUGUGGGACUUAUGUGUGUGAGUGCGCUACAAAACACGGCCUGUGGGUGUUUGAUGGGCCUGUGGAACCCAAAAUUGUACAUAGGGAAAUAUGUCACUUUAGUUCAGUAGCUUUUAUGUACACAAAGAUAUUACUAAACAUCAAAGGAAACACACAGGGGAGAAGCCCUACAAAUGUGAUGAAUGUGGUUAAGUUUCAGCAGUGACUCCUGUCAAUGUGUAUUUAAGUAUAUUUUUUAAUUAUAAUGCCUCUUGUUCUCCUGUUUUCUGUCAUUUUUAAAUGAAUGUGUAUGUUGUUACUAACUAAUCUUCAGAAAGAAGUUAAAAAUGUUUUUUGUAAAAUUUUCAACUGUGAGCUACAUUUUACAUUAGGGACACAUUUAUAAGAAAAGCCCGAGUUUAUUUUUUUAAACAGCUGAUAAACCUCUAUACAGUAACCACAAAUAAGUCUAUGUAAGAAAUUGUUAUCUACCUUACUGUUGAUGUUUUAGCAGGGUGCAGCGCUAUCUGUUUUGUAUUUUGUAGGGGUCUUAAAUGUGCUGUCUUGCCUGUUUAUUUCUGGCAGAUGCAACAUGGCAAAGGCUCAAAUUCCAGCAUGGGGCAGGCCACACAACCUCUCGAUGCCUCAGUUUACUUUUAUAGGAGAAAUGAUACUAUGUUAUGAUUGCUUUGGGGAUAAAUGGGUUAUUUUAAUGCACUUAGACUAGCUUCUGAGAUGGAAACAUAGCUAUAUGUUAGAUAUUAUCAUCAUUGUCAUUUGUCUUUUUUGAAUUAUGCUGAAGAAAAGGAUUGGCUGCCAACAUUCAUCCCAAACUUGAUUGCUGUAGAGCCAUUUGGUUUGUUUGUACAUUUUCCCAGAAGUGACUUAGAGCUGGCCCACGCCCAUUUUUGCAGCUGGCAAAUUAAGAAUGGCUUUACAUUUCUAAAUAGCUGAAAAAAAGAAUGUUUUGUGAUGUGAAAGUUAUGAGAUGUUCAAAUUCCAGUGUCCCUCUAAUGAAGUUUUAUUAGAACACCGAUACAAAAACCGUUCAUUUCUGCUUGACCUGUGGCUUCUUUCAUAUUCCAAGAGCAGAGCUGAGUUGUCCCAGCAUAGACCUCAUGGCCCAUCGAGCCUAAGACAAUUCCUACCUGGCACUUUACAAAGUUACUGUUUCCUGUUCCUUAGAGCUAAAAGCACUACAGCCAAUGUAAAGGCACUUUUCUAUUUGGGAUGUGUUUCAGAAAUGGUGCAUACAGCAAUUUGUGUUGGGGUAGUUUUGUGCUGUCUAUUUUGUGUAGCAUACUAGUAUUUACAUGC